GCAUUUUCAGGAGCACUUUGACAGUAUAUGCAAAGAAAAUGCUGAUGCUGGUGAAUAUCUUAGGAAAGAAGAUCCAAGUACUUGGUCUAGGGCCUAUUUUGAUCCCCUUAGCUGUUGUGAGCAUAUGAAUAACAAUUUCUCUGAAUCUUUUAAUUCCAUGGCUUCUAAUAUGAGAGAUAAACCUAUAAUCCAACUAGGCAUGAUGUAUGGUCAGUUAGUCAUGGGUUUGUUAUUUAAGAGAAGGGAAGAAUCUGCUAAGUGGAAUGAAAAUGGUUUGGUCCCUGCUGCUGUUAAAUUGAUAAAUAAGAUGCUUGACUUGGUUGGAAAGUUUGAUACAGAAGGCAGUGUGGUUGGACAAGUUUAUUUGGUAACUAAUGUGAUCACCAAGAAAAUAUUCACAGUGAAUAUUAUAGACAAACAAUGCACUUGUUUGCAAUGGCAGCUAAGGGGAUUCCCUUGUCAACAUGUUGUAUGUGCAUUGAAACUGCUGAGGCCAAACUGGAAAGAUUAUUGUGCUCCUUACUAUUCUGUGGAGUAUUAUAGGACCACAUAUGCAAAUGCUGUCACACCCUUAGAAGACAUAACUGAAUGGUUAUGGGAAGAUAAG
Molecule: messenger RNA, 607 nt
Organism: Papaver somniferum (opium poppy)
Lineage: Eukaryota; Viridiplantae; Streptophyta; Magnoliopsida; Ranunculales; Papaveraceae
Exons: 4
Molecular function (GO): zinc ion binding
Source: RefSeq, a predicted model, not a curated record